This is a messenger RNA of Linum tenue, 3013 nucleotides long. NCBI's taxonomy places the organism in Eukaryota, Viridiplantae, Streptophyta, Magnoliopsida, Malpighiales, Linaceae. The record is from the annotation of a GenBank genome assembly.
CACAAAUCCCAGAUUGGAUUAAUUAAAAAUAAAAAGUAAAAAACACGCUCCUUGAUUUCACAGACCACCAUUUUAGAUAUACAUCAUCUCUCAAGAACAAAACAAAAAGAAGAUAUAUAGAAAUAAAAAACCCCAAUCCCAUCCAUCCUCCAAUUACAAACCCUAGAUUUAUUUUAUUCAGAAUCCAAUUAGGAUCCCACCACCAUCCUUCCCUUCCCAGUUCCCCUAUAUUUCUCGGUUUCGGCAUUAUCAAGUUUUAUUUAUUUUUACCCCUUCUGCGAAUCAUCCUUUCAUCUUCUUACCACAUUCAGCUUUGAUCUGGAAGUUGGCUGGUUUUAUAAUCACAUCACUGUGAAUCCUUUCUCUUCUCUGAUUUGGCACCCUUGGGUUGUUCUCUGGGACUGAAUUGUUCCUGGGUUUUGCUUUAGUUCGUCCGGCGAGUGGGAAAUCAAUCUUGGGUUGUGUGUCACUGAGCUUCGAUUCAGAGUGGGAAUUCAAAAAAAGUUGGCCCAGAAGUUAGGGGCCAAUUUUCCUUGAACUGGGUCUCAUCUGAAUUCGCGGGAAAUUCGAGUGUCUCUCUCGUUUUUCUGGGUUCGAAGUCUGGAGAUCAUUGGGUAUAUAUUGAGAUUUGGGUUUUCUUGAUUUGAGGGGGAGAGAAAGGGAGAUGAGAUGAGAGGGGGAUUAAGCUAUUGGGGCGCGGGGUUUAAGGAGGAGAGACAAUGAACGGAGGUUCAUUGGGGAUCCGCUCAGGGAGUUAUGGUUCAUUGGACAAACCGCAGCAAUUACAACAACAACAGAACGGUGGUAGUCAUCAUCUCUUGCCGAUUCAAUCGACAAUUCGGACUAAGCCCGCCAAGAUGUUCAAGGAGAAGGAUAGAUGCUUCCCUUGGCUCUUCAAGUUCGGCAGCCAGAGGAAGGUUGGAAUGCUGAUGCUCUGCGUAAUCUCUGCCGCAGUUUUCAUCUGGGUUUUGUAUCUAGGAAAAGGUGGAGAUGUACAGGACGGUGACCAGGUCCCAAACUUGAUCAGCCCGAACAUAAGUGUGAAUGUACAUAAACAGAACACAACAGCUUUGGUUCUUCCACCCCCUUCUCCUUCAUAUUUUUUGGGCUACUCUCUGCCUCCAGGACAUCCAUGCAAUACAUUCACUCUGCCUCCUCCACCAGCGGACAAGAAAAGAACUGGACCAAGACACAACAGUAGAAUUCUAAGGGAGCAGGAUAUGGUGUUGUUUCAAAAAGGGCCAGAGCUGUCAUUGUUGUUGAGAGGUUUUCGAUUUAGCCAUCAUGAUGGUGCUUUUCCACAAUGCUAAGUAUUUUCUGUUCUUCGUGUAUAUCAGCAUGUCCGGUAUGUUACCUGCCUGUGGAGGAAGCAAUUGCCUUGAUGCCAAAGCUUCCCUCCUAUUCUCCCGUGCUGAAGAAUUUGACAUACAUCUAUGAAAAUCCACUGACCAAGAAUGGGGAAUUUGGAGGCUCAGAUUUCGGUGGAUAUCCUACACUCGCUCAGAGAACCGACUCCUUUGAUAUUAGAGAAUCAAUGAGUGUGCACUGUGGGUUUGUUAGAGGUACGAGGGCUGGCCGGAAUACUGGAUAUGAUAUUGAUGAGGUUGAUCUAGAUGCAAUGGACCAGUGCAGGGGUGUGGUUGUUAUGUCAGCAAUAUUUGCGGCCUUUGAUAAUAUACAACAGCCAAGCAACAUCAGUGAGUAUUCGAAAAGAACUGUAUGCUUCUUUAUGUUUGUGGAUGAUGAAACAGAAGCCUAUCUGCAAAAUAGUGGGCAAUUAGGGGAGAGCAGGAAGGUUGGGGUAUGGAGAAUUGUUCUGAUCCAUAACCCUCCGUACACUGAUGGGAGACGCACUGGAAAGAUUCCGAAGCUGCUGGCCCAUAGGCUGUUUCCAAAUGCCCGCUACUCUAUAUGGAUUGAUGGGAAGCUUGAGUUGGUUGUUGAUCCAUAUCAAAUUCUUGAAAGGCAUCUGUGGAGAAAAAAUGCCACUUUUGCCAUCUCUCGACAUUACAAACGCUUUGAUGUCUUCAUCGAAGCCGAGGCAAACAAAGCUGCUGGGAAGUAUGAUAAUGCAUCCAUCGACUUCCAGAUUGAAUUCUACAAAAAGGAAGGCUUAACCCCUUACACUUUGGAUAAGCUUCCUAUUACAUCUGAUGUUCCUGAAGGAUGUGUCGUAAUUAGGGAGCAUGUUCCUAUCAGCAACCUCUUUGCUUGUCUUUGGUACAACGAAGUUGACCGAUUUACUUCAAGGGACCAGAUCAGCUUCGCUACAGUGAGGGAUAAGAUCAGGGCAAAGACGAAUUGGACUGUGAACAUGUUCUUGGAUUGUGAAAGAAGGAACUUUGUGGUUCAGAAAUACCAUAGAGAAGUUCUUGAGCACAUGUCUCCACCUCCCCCAUUGCCUCUUCCACCUGCACUGCCAGAAAUGCUGCCUCCGCCCACAAUACCUCAGGAAACUCCGAUGCGACGAGGAGGAGUGAGGCGUGGCAGAAGGGUCGGAGCAAGGCGGCACCGGAAAGUCGUUGCAGGUGACCGGGAGGGGGAACCAAUCAGCUGAUUUGAUGGCUGAUGGAAGGGAAUUUUUGUCCUGAAAGAGAGAAAGAAAGUAUCAUUCUUUGAUCUUCUUUUCCCUUCUUUGCAAGAGUCCAGUUUCACUGAGGGGAUCAGAGAGACCACCAAUUGUGCCUAAGGAGAAAAUGAGUGUUGUAGUUCUUCUACCUCAGAGAACCUUCUAAGUUUUGUUUUUCCACCAUUACCACCCUUUACUUACUUUUUUCAACCUCCCACAAAAAAAAUUCAAUUUAUCGAUAUUCAAUUUUUUGUUGUAUAUAGAGAAAACUUGUUGUCAUGGGUCAGUAAAUUAUCAUGGGCUGCUGCUGAAAAGUUCUGCAAAAAAUGGUGGUGACCCUUUUUGUUCCAGUAUUUCGAAGCUCAAACCAAUCUAUACCUUCACUCAGAACACAUUCUUGUUUAUCGGUUUAUGAGUUAGUUAUUAUUCUUUAUUUUCCAAAAA